Messenger RNA from Micropterus salmoides (largemouth bass), 1782 nucleotides. RefSeq names its product CD276 antigen-like. Gene Ontology annotation, cellular component: external side of plasma membrane. Gene Ontology annotation, biological process: negative regulation of T cell proliferation; positive regulation of T cell proliferation; cellular response to lipopolysaccharide. NCBI's taxonomy places the organism in Eukaryota, Metazoa, Chordata, Actinopteri, Centrarchiformes, Centrarchidae. The record is from RefSeq and is a predicted model, not a curated record. The coding region runs from base 158 to 1252 and encodes 364 amino acids. The transcript is spliced from 7 exons.
ACACAAGGCAAGACAGAAACAACAACUAGGACAGGGAUAACGAGGGGAAAGGAAAAGGGCAAUAUAAAGUGCCUGAGUAAACAGAAAAGGAUGUCGGUCACACUGGAUAUGUUAUCAUUCUCUGUUUUAAUGUGAAAGAACAUACAGAGAAUAGAAAAUGAUGGUCGGCUGUUCUGUGUGUCUGGUGGUCUGGAGUUUUCUCUGGAUGUUAGCUUCUGCAGAAGGAGAUGCUGAGGUGUCCUGUGUUUUUAUGGAGAGCUGCAUCUUACCGUGCAGCUUCCAGGGCGGCACUGAUGCAGUCAUCCACUGGACUCUGGUGACAGCAGGAAACUCUCCUGUCCACUCCUACUACAACAACCAAGACCAGCUGGGAUACCAGGGCCAGCACUUCAGAGGCAGGACAUCACUGUUCAAGGACCAGAUCUCUGGAGGAAACAGUUCGCUCCGACUGACAGAGGUCCAGAUUCAGGACCAAGGCAGAUACAAGUGCUUCACCAGCAUCAUCAGAGGCAACAAGGCGUCAUUUAUCAACCUACAAGUGGACGCUCCGGUCCAUAAAGUCGACAUGGAGCAGGAAGAAAACAGGAUCACCUGCAGCUCAGAAGGGAUCUACCCUGAGCCUGAACUCACCUGGUCCACCAGACCUCCGUCCAACGUGGCCUUCAAGAACCCAACCAGAGUCCAGCAGAGUGAACAGCAGCUCUACAACAUCAACAGCUCUCUGAUACUUUCAGACAGGGUUACUGAUCUGGUCUACAGCUGCACCGUCAGCACUCGCAGGAACAAGAGGAGAGCCACUUUGAGGGAACUGACUUCUCUCGAUGGUUCCAGCUCUGACACAACAAUCCUCUGCUCUGCCUCAAACACUUCCCUUCUGAACUUCAGCCUCGUCUGGAGAUUCAACCGCAGUCAGAUCAUCCUGAACCGGACCAGGACCAGCGUCCCCUACACAGUCUCAGAGGAGUGGAGGCAGCAGGUGAAGGGUGUGUCUGAGUCAGGCAGCCUCACACUACAAGACUUGUCUUUGAAACAGGAGGGGAUAUACACCUGUGAACUCAGCGAUGACGAGGAGACAAACAUAACCAACACCCUGCUGAGGAUAGAGGAAAGGAGUCAAACUGGUGUCACACGUCUUAAUGUAGGUUUGGUGGUUGGAGCCAUUUUGUUUGUAGUUCUAGCAGCAGGACUUGUUGUGCUGUACUACAAAAAAAAAGAAAGGAAGAGAGGAAGAAGACCAGACACAGAGCAAUGAAACUUUGUCGGGUUGUUUGUAGAAAGAUCAACUUGAAGAAUGGUUUGACGAGACAAACUCAACGGGAGGAAGAAGCAAACGUUCGACUCCAUAAUGAACAAUCAGCUGUUAAUAACGUUGAGCACUAGACUGUAUGUGAUGAGCUCACGUGCCUUUAAGACGAAUAACAUUUCACACAUCAGCACUCUUAAGUGUCCCAGGGGGAGCUGUCUGGAGUCUGAUAAAUGUCCACCAGUUAUGUCUCUUGAGUCAGCGUCGCUGGGGUUAAAGUUUGAAAAUGAAAAUGAAAACAAUCUGUUGGUGAGCAGUUAGUUUCUGCCUGUGAUGCAGCAACCUUUGUUUAAAAUGUUCAGAAACAGAUUGUCAUAAUAGACAUCGUAUGUUGUUGUUGCUUUUUAUAUACUGUAUAGUUUUUAUACACAUCUAUUUUUUUUUACCAUUUGUAUUUAUAAUGCUUCUGUUUAUUUUGUUUACUAUCUUUGUUCAGCUAUACUUUUUGUAUUAUCUAAUAAAUUAUGUUUUCUAUCUGA